ACCACAUUGCCCAGGCUGGUCUCAAACUCCUGGGCUCAAGAGAUCUGCCUGACUCAGCCUCCCAAAGUAUCAGGAUUAUGGGUGCCCAGGGUGGCUCCGUGGCCCGCACGCUCCUGGAAGAUGGAACAUUCAAGGUUCGAGUGGUGACCCGAAACCCUGGGAAGAAGGCAGCAAAGGAGCUGAGGCUGCAAGGUGCAGAAGUAGUGAAGGGAGACCAAGAUGACCAGGUCAGCAUGGAGCUGGCCUUGAAUGGGGCUUACGCCACCUUCAUUGUGACCAAUUACUGGGAGAGCUGCAGCCAGGAGAAGGAGGUCAAGCAGGGAAAGCUGCUCGCUGAUCUGGCCAAGCGUCUGGGCCUCCACUAUGUGGUCUAUAGCGGCCUAGAGAACAUCAAGAAGCUGACGGCAGGGAGAUUGACCGCGGCGCACUUUGACGGCAAAGGAGAGGUGGAGGAAUAUUUCCGAGACAUCGGCGUUCCCAUGACCAGUGUGCGGCUGCCCUGCUAUUUCGAGAACUUCCUCUCCCACUUCUUGCCCCGGAAAGCCCCAGACGGAAAGAGCUACUUGCUGAGCCUGCCCACAGGUGACGUUCCCAUGGAUGGCAUGUCUGUGUCCGACCUGGGUCCCGUGGUGCUCAGCCUGCUGAAGAUGCCAGAAAAAUACAUCGGCCAGAACAUCGGGCUGAGUACUUGUAGGCACACGGCUGAGGAGUACGCUGCCCUGCUCACCAAGCACACCCACAAAGUCGUGCAUGAUGCCAAGAUGACUCCUGAGGACUAUGAAAAGCUUGGCUUUCCCGGGGCCCGGGACCUGGCAAACAUGUUCCGUUUCUAUGCCCUGAGACCCGACCAUGACAUCGAGCUGACCCUGAGACUCAACCCCAAGGCCCUGACGCUGGACCAGUGGCUGGAACAGCACAAAGGGGACUUCGCCCUGCUGUGACCUGCCCAUCUUGCAGCCCCUUGUGGGGGUUGGGGACACCAGAGGGGCAGAGGCACCGACAUCUGAAUAAAGCCAUUGUUCUCCCAGA
Molecule: messenger RNA, 1029 nt
Organism: Mandrillus leucophaeus (drill)
Lineage: Eukaryota; Metazoa; Chordata; Mammalia; Primates; Cercopithecidae
Gene: NMRAL1
Product: NmrA-like family domain containing 1
Exons: 5
Coding region: 78-941 (287 amino acids)
Source: RefSeq, a predicted model, not a curated record